Malaclemys terrapin pileata is the source of this 7165-nucleotide messenger RNA. It is a transcript of the gene HOXD11, whose product is annotated as homeobox D11. Bases 45 to 887 code for a protein of 280 amino acids. Gene Ontology annotation, molecular function: RNA polymerase II cis-regulatory region sequence-specific DNA binding; DNA-binding transcription factor activity, RNA polymerase II-specific. The transcript has 2 exons. Gene Ontology annotation, cellular component: nucleus. The record is from RefSeq and is a predicted model, not a curated record. Lineage: Eukaryota; Metazoa; Chordata; Testudines; Emydidae. Gene Ontology annotation, biological process: regulation of transcription by RNA polymerase II; anatomical structure development.
UGCACUGAAGUCUCCUGGUUGCUUGCAAUCGCAAAAAGGAAGACAUGACUGAGUUCGACGAUUGCAGCCACAGUGCAUCCAAUAUGUAUCUACCAGGGUGCGCUUAUUACGUUUCACCUUCAGAUUUCUCGACGAAGCCCUCUUUUUUGUCUCAAUCGUCUUCCUGUCAAAUGACUUUUCCUUAUUCUUCUAAUUUACCUCAUGUCCAACCUGUGCGAGAAGUGGCAUUCAGGGAAUACGGAUUAGAGCGCAGCAAAUGGCAGUAUAGGGGCAGUUAUGCUCCUUAUUACUCAGCUGAGGAGGUUAUGCAUCGAGACUUUCUGCAGCCUGCUAACAGGAGGACGGAAAUGUUAUUCAAAACGGAUCCUGUGUGCAGCCACCAUGGACCCUCCGCCGCCGCCUCCAACUUCUACAACACGGUGGGAAGGAACGGCAUUCUCCCGCAAGGAUUUGACCAGUUUUAUGAGACAGCCCAUGGACCUCCAUACCAGCAGCAAGCAGAGAACGAGGGGGAAGCGGCCAAGAGCGACUUGAAACCUCAGAAUAGCACUUGUAGUAAAACACCUUCCAGCCAAGAGAAGAAAGUGACAACAGAAAACAGCGCCGGUUCCCCUUCUGGUGAGGCUGUUGCAGAGAAGAGCAACAGUUCAGUAGUUCCCCAGCGAUCAAGGAAAAAGAGAUGUCCCUACACCAAAUAUCAAAUAAGAGAACUGGAACGUGAGUUUUUCUUCAACGUGUACAUAAACAAAGAAAAAAGACUGCAGUUGUCCAGAAUGCUGAACCUCACUGAUCGACAAGUUAAAAUCUGGUUCCAGAAUCGAAGGAUGAAAGAAAAGAAACUGAACAGAGAUCGACUCCAAUAUUUCACUGGAAACCCCUUGUUUUGAAAGAAAAGAAAAGAAAAUAUCUCUACCUAACCUGCCAUCUGAGUACACCAGAAGAUUGGUUUACAGGACACAUUCACCCUGCGGAACGCAAAGUUUCAUUUUCUUGUUCAACUCUGGUACCUCCAAACAAUCAAUGUCCACUGGAGAUAUCGGGGGUUUGGCGGAACACGUUCCUCAUAAGGGGAAGCUAGAGUAAAUCCAAAAGUCCAUUCUCCAAUGUUUAUCGCCCAAGGUGGUUUUUUUCUCUCUCUCUCUCUUUCAUGAUGGAAACCAAUGGACCGGCGGUGUGUAUGGUAGAUUUUGCUUUUAAAAAAGAGUUUUUUUCCCUGUUGGUUUUGAUCUAGAAUAACCCUUUCCUCCCUUAAAUGAAUGCAGUUUAUUUAAAAGAUGGUAAAUGUACAUGGUGUGUGUGUGUGUGUGUGUGUGUGUGUUUCUAUUGUCAUAUAAACGCAUGGGCCACUGUCUUUUACAUGUGAAUAAAUGGUUUCUAGUAAAGUUAAGGUUAUAUCUUCUGCUCACUUAUGGAUUUUCAUCUCUGAAAGAUCAGAGUGUGUACCCGACUAGAGCCAAAUUCAAUUAAGUAACAAUGGAGGAAGUUAAGUCAAAUUAUUUUCAACAGAAUUUAAAUGUUAGUUUACAUCUCUAACUGAUUCUAUAUAAAACCUUCACUGUUAUUACCCUCAGUUUAAGGCAGCCCAAACAUGGCUGUCUGAAGACCACCACUUUUGAUGGUGCCACAAUUACUAUAAGCUAUGAAAAAGCUUUAUUAACUGUUCAGGCAUCUAACGUUUGAGACAGGAAUUCAAAGCUCAAAUGGAUGUUUACUAGCGAGGGGAGGAUUGUCAGAAUGGGAACCCUGAAUGUUUCAAACAACAGGCAUAUGUAAACAAUUGAAACUAGUUAAAAAAAGUUUAGCGAAAAAAACAGUGAAUAUUUUCACCGUGUUUUUUACCAAGUCGUUCUGAGUUUCCUAUAUUUAAUCACGGGAAUGUAAUCAGUUUCCCCAACUUAGUAUAAAAUAACUGGCCCUUGUCUUUAUUUUGAAAGUAAAAGAAACUGGUGAAGGUCCCCUCUUCACUUCAUGUAGUAUGACCUGGCGAAGCUGUUUACAAAACCUUGAACUGUCUAGACAACACCAUAAAAGCCGAGGUUCUAAACAGCUUAAUUGGGUUAUAUUAUACACCUUCUGGUGGGUGAAAAAGAGAUUUCCGCAAAGUGCAAUAAAGGAAAGGAAUGAGAAAAGAAUUUGGCUUUUUUGAAUAGAAAUAGAAAAAGAAUAGAAAAGUGGGUCUCUUUACACUUGCAUCCAGUAAACGCAAAAGUACGGAAAUAAGUCCGGAAAAGACAAAAAAAACUAAAAAUUCGCUGAAGAAAUCGUAAGGAGGCAUAGCUAAAAAAAUAAAAUUUUAAACUCUUUAGCAAGAAAAACAUAAGUGUAUGCCUUUGAACUUCCAAAAUGUCAAGGUCAUCACCUUUAACCUUUCUGAAUAAUUAGGCGCCUUAAGGUUCCUCUGUUAUUUUCAACCACCACCCACUCUCUCUCUCUUUUUCUCUGUCUCUCGAUCGCCUUCUCUCAUAAGCACAUACAUACACUCACCACACACGCACCCACACACACACUCACACACUAACUACUGCAUAGCUAGCGUUAUUAGCAAAUGCAUCAUAACGCUAAGAAAAUUCCAGCUGUCAUGACAACUUCCCCAUAACGCUAUGUUCGGACAGCUCCCUAAUGGAAUCCGUCAUUUAUGUUCAAAUAUGUUCUAUUUUUCUUAAUACUUAUGUCGUAUCUAAGAAAUAUAGGAAAGGCCAUUCUUUCGAUAACCGCUCCGAGCUAAAAUACUAUAUAGAGAGCAGUGGAAUGUAAAAAAUAACUAGGUAUUUUGGAGGAAAACAAUAUUUCCAGAGAAUUCAUCUUCAAAUAUAUUUUUAACAGGAAACAUUCUGUCGAAUGGAGAAACAUGUAGUAAUAGGAAACUAUUAAAAUAAAUCAUUUAACAUUAUCACAAAAAUCGCACAUCUCUUCUGGGUCUUAAUCCAUAGUGCAAGAAUAAGUUAUUUGAUUUUUCAGAUCCCUAUGGUGUAUUUAAUAAAUUAUCCAAGCAUACAUGGUCAUUUAAAAUGUUAAGGCACCGCAAAGAUGAUCACCAGAAACUAAAUAUACCGAUAUAAUCUUUGCCGAAUGUUUCAACUAUAUUAUAUUUUAAUGUCUGUUUAAAAACAGAAAUUAACUCCGUUGUUGAAUAUACCUAAAAGCAUCAAGGUUGAACGGAAAGCCAAAGAAGAGAAAUAAAUUCCCUUGUGCUUUGCUUCUGAAUUCCACAGGAGGGCGCGCUCAUGUUCUAUAAUGCUUACAAUUGUCCUGAUGUUCAAGUCUAUUUUCCUCUUAAUAGUAAUUGUACUACUAAUAAAAUAUCUAAUAUAUAAGUAACAAUAAGAUUUCAGGGUUUUCGAAAUGAGAAAAUAAAGCAUCAAAAAGAUUUAUUAAACAAAUAACCCACAACCGUGACAUGCUCAAGGAAUAUGCCACUUGAAAAGAAUUUUUUUGGUCGUCGUCUUUUGUAAUACAUCCGAGGUUUAAAAAUCCUAUAAUUUUAAGAGAAAUAUAAUGAUAUUCAGAAUUCGUUCAGCAGAGCGAAAAUCUAUUUACUCUUUUUAGUGCAAUCUUAACACCCAAAGAACAAAAGUUAUAUCAAAAUAUGUGUCUCCUUUCCAAAGCUUAUCUGUAAGAUAUUAUUGCAAGCCUGUUUUUAAAGACGUGUAAACACAGCUAUAACAUAGUUUUAGAGGUGUAUGUAAUUUAAACAAAAGACAGGCGUUGAUUCUGGAUGUGCCUAUUUAGUAUACAGUAAAUGACAAAACGGAAGAGUGCAUAUUUUGAAUAUCGGAACAUCAUCUUCCCAAGGGAUUGUUAAAUAAAAUCUCUCUCCUUAUAAUGCUGUAGAGAGCUAUUAAAAUGUAACUAAAAGAUUUGAAAAUUAAAUAUAACACUGUACAUUUCCUGGAAAAUUUCCAGUGAAUUUACAUGUUUCUCCCCUCCCCCCCAUACGCACUUGUAAAUAAUAACACCAAAGAUCAGUUAGUUUUUAUCUGCUUAUUUCCAAAAUUCACCUAAAACUAGCUAAUGCAUGAUCUACUUGUUCAACUAUAUUCUCUGUUUAACAAGCCCUAUCCCCGUGAAAGAAUUAGUUGACAGUUUGUCUGCUAGGUUUUUUAGAAGUUCAUUGUUAACAGUUUCUUAGAAAUAGCUUUGCCGUCUGUAAUAAAAUGACAUUGUCCCAUCUAAGAUCAUUGGAAUCUUUGAAGAGAAAGGUAACGCUUAUCAACAGAAUCCAGAAUACAUAGCAAAUCCUCUCGCCCCCAAAAUUAAUUCAGUUUCUUAGCUCGAGAAGGAAUAAAUACAGAAAAGUCUUUUUGUUGAUAGGUUGGUUGGUUGGUUGGUUGGUUUUAAAAUUAACGUACUUCUUUUGAGAUCUUGCCUCUUCACUCCACCUCUUGGCUUCUAUAUGUUUUAGCCCUUCACAUUUAUAUUAAGGCCAUUCUCAACGAAUGUAAACUUGUGAUUGAAAUCAUAUAUGCUGUUAAUUAAAUAAUUAGAUGAAGAUUAAAAUGUGGCUUUGUUCUUUUUUGAAUCAUCAUGUAAAUGUGAUGGUUCUGUGGAUGGAUAAGGGAGAGUAUACUUUUUUUUAAAACUGUCAGCGAUUUCCCAAUUUAUUUUGGUUGGUCCUAUCAGAACAACGAAUAGAGUAUUUCUGGUUAAAGAACAAAUAGUUAGGAAUUUAUAUAUAGGUAAAGGUGCAUUUAAAACGAAUAAGAUUGGGCGUAUUUAUUGGCCUAUCUACACGCUAAAAGCUGAUAAGAUCCAAAUCACACACUGAGUUUUAUACUUAUGUGUACAAAGAAAUAUGGAUGCACAAUAGGCUAAGGUUUAAACCAUUUGUGAAUAUCCUCCUAAUAUAGGCAACGCACCUAUGUGUGAUCACACAACACACCAAUAUCACCAUUUGAGGAAAAGCUAAUGUGCAAUCACAAUUGUUUUAUCAACAAUAAUACUGUUGAAAUACAUAAUGGCAUCGGUAUAUUUUUUUAAUGUUCCGACAAUCCAAGCAAGAAGUUGAUUCUUUUGUAGAAAAACGUGACUCACGAAAAGCAGGAUAGUGUUACAAUUACGUUAUUAAAAAAAGAAAGGUCACACUAUUGUAGCCAAUUAAUUUUUUUUUGCGAAAUAAAAAUAUUCUUCAAUCGCAAAGCAAUAUAAUAGCGUGAUAUAAAAUAUAUAGUUUGCAUUUUAGCGUCUUACUACAUUAAAUCCUCAAAUCGAAAGCAAUAUUACUAAAGUCUUUCUGGGUUUCUGUCUAUUUUAAAGUUAGCUAUUUCUCGCAAUAUCUUUUGCACUGAUAAAAACAUCUGCAAAAUAUCUCUCCUUUUUCGUAACCUUUCUCCCAUCCUACGCCAAUAAUCCGAUACCAACAUAGGAAAUUGCAAGUAAGAAUCGUUAGAACAGUUGGAGAAAAAAAUCAAAUAACCUGUAAUAACAUGGGGGAGGGGAAUGAAAAUUAAACUUCACAGCAACGUCUUUUAACCUCGAAUUUCUAUUACUAAUAUUUAUUAAGACUGAAAAGCAUAAUGUCAACCUACAUUUUAUUACAAAUAGUAAUCUAGUAUAUAUGGGCCCUUUUUGGGGGUCCCCCCCUUUGAAAAAAUGGGGCUUUGAAAGCAAACCUUUUAUAUUAAUGUAGAUUGUAUAUCUCGUUUAUUGCACACUAUUGAUUUAUUUAUUAAUGUUAAUUACUUUAUUCCAUCUCAAUAUGCUUUAAAAAAUAGUGACAUUAAAUACCCAGAAUGUAAGUAACCAUUUCCCUAAAGACUACUGCACGUUUAUUCAACUUCUAUGGCAAACAAACUCCAACUUUCCUAAUGUUCAUUUUUCCAAAUAAAAGCUAGGCUGCUUCCUGUACGAUUUUAAAAAGCCAUGAUUUAUUAUGAUCAAAUUGAGCUAUUCGACAUUCCUAAACUUAGUAUUAAAUAAUAAUAAUUUGAACUACAUAUUCUGACAUGUUAAAAUCAUAUUUUCACUUAAAUCAAGGAAACAUAAUGUAUAAUCAGCAGCAGCAGAGUCAGCUCAUUAAAUAAAACAGACGCAGGAACGCAGAGCAUUUAAGGAUUAGGUUAUUGUUUUAACUUUACUAACGGGCGAAAUAUACAGCAAACGUCUGGGAUAAUACUUCAGUAGGAAAAUUUCUGGGGCACUCUUUUCUUAAAGAGUAAAUAAAGAUUACGAAAGACCAUUUGAUGGGCAUAAAAUUCCUGAUUAGAUUUAACAGUCAAGUCUUAAACUGUGUCAAGCAAAAUAGUAUUUUGUUUCUUUAAACUCGGUGGGUUGUCAGGGCUGUUGUUCCAAAAGAGGAAAUUGUUAGAAAGCAGGGGAAAAUCCCAGUCCGCAAACAGUGAACUCUACUGCAGUUUGUUCCUGAGCUCAGGCAAAUCUUAGCAAUGGCUCUGAUAAUGAUCUUAAACAUACACAUAAUCCCAUUUUCUGUCCUAAAUGCGCUGUGGCGAUUAAACAUACACGAAAAGAGCAGGGAGGUAUACAAGACUUAGGGAGUGCAGAAAAAUUUUAAAAGCAGCUCAUAUUAUGAAGGUAAUAUUUAAACUCUCUGGCAACACUGAAGCUUUAGACUGAAGCUGUAAAAGACACUGGCUCUUAACCUGACAAUGAUGUUGUAUUUGAACAGCUGCGAUAAGGUUUUAAAGGGUCUGUCUCAUUGCCACAGCGAGAUUUUAAAUAGGGUUAUUGUUUCCAACAAUGUAAAGUGUACGGAAAAGUGGAAAACAUUCAAAUACCAGGAACUCUUAUAAAAUUCAAAUUCAUGUUGCUGGAAUAUGCCAUUUCAAACUACGCUUUUGUGCAAACGAUACAGUUUAAACGCCCUUUUAUGUGCUGUUUGUUCUUAGAUAUCUGGACUUUUUAAAAACAGUGUUUUGAUUAUGUAAAGGCCCAAAAUAAAUAGCUAGCCGAACCUGAAACGGAAUUUAUCAACAAGUUCACGCUGUCUGUAUGAAAUUCCCUGAAAGCACUAGUCUUAAACGAGAAAUGCUUGAGUUUGAAACUAGGCAAAAAUAUAAUGAAUUGUUUCGCGAUCAAAUCUGGUAUCUCACAAUUUUAAAAGUAAUAGCUCUGGAUGUAAAUAUAGUUACAAAGUGAGGAGGGAAACAACAAAACACAUCUAAAAUGUUGGAAAAUAAAAGUCUAAUUUGCCAUGUAGGCAGUUACUGUU